AUGGCUGAGGCCGACCUCUGGGGGCGCGGGCCUGGCUCUGAGGGUGCCAUGGCUGAGGCCGACCUCUGGGGGUGCGGGCCUGGCUCUGAGGGUGCCAUGGCUGAGGCCGACCUCUGGGGGCGCGGGCCUGGCUCUGAGGGUGCCAUGGCUGAGGCCGACCUCUGGGGGCGUGGGCCUGGCUCUGAGGGUGCCAUGGCUGAGGCCGACCUCUGGGGGCGUGGGCCUGGCUCUGAGGGUGCCAUGGCUGAGGCCGACCUCUGGGGGCGCGGGCCUGGCUCUGAGGGUGCCAUGGCUGAGGCCGACCUCUGGGGGUGCGGGCCUGGCUCUGAGGGUGCCAUGGCUGAGGCCGACCUCUGGGGUGCGGGCCUGGCUCUGAGGGGUGCCAUGGCUGAGGCCGACCUCUGGGGGUGCGGGCCUGGCUCUGAGGGUGCCAUGGCUGAGGCCGACCUCUGGGGGUGCGGGCCUGGCUCUGAGGGUGCCAUGGCUGAGGCCGACCUCUGGGGGCGCGGGCAGCCGGAGACGACGGCCGCCGCCGGGAGCCCGAGUUAG
This is a messenger RNA of Pollicipes pollicipes, 549 nucleotides long. Its product is annotated as S-antigen protein-like. Bases 1 to 549 code for a protein of 182 amino acids. NCBI's taxonomy places the organism in Eukaryota, Metazoa, Arthropoda, Thecostraca, Pollicipedomorpha, Pollicipedidae. The transcript has 2 exons. The record is from RefSeq and is a predicted model, not a curated record.